Molecule: messenger RNA, 1966 nt
Organism: Fopius arisanus
Lineage: Eukaryota; Metazoa; Arthropoda; Insecta; Hymenoptera; Braconidae
Exons: 3
Coding region: 81-1922 (613 amino acids)
Biological process (GO): maturation of SSU-rRNA
Cellular component (GO): nucleus; nucleolus
Molecular function (GO): RNA binding
Source: RefSeq, a predicted model, not a curated record
CUACGGCGUGCGCGCGUACGCAACACGUUGGACUUGUGCUUUUCAAUGAAAUUGUAAAUAAUAAAUAAACACAAUAAAAAAUGGCAAAAUUCAGCUCUUAUCACACCUUGUGUCCUGGAAUCGAUCCACAAAAUAUACUUGGAGUUGAGAAAGAUGCUGACACAGGAUGUGCAAUUGUUACUCUAGGGAGAAACAUGGUGUACAGGUAUAAGCUUCAAGAUCUGAAAGAAGCAAGCUGCUGGUCGUCCCAGGAAUGGCUGACAACGCAAGUAGUUUACGAUCGCAAAAUGGAACAUUAUGUGGCAGUCUUCAACGACAAAUACCUGCGCAUGUGGGAAAGCACUGAAAAACACCUGCACAAAGUGAAAAAAUACAAAUUCGACGUGGCACUUUGUGCGAUAAUUCUCUCAGAGGUGGACUCGCCAGUGUUAAUCCGACAAGAUGGAGCAACAGCUUCCCUGAAAUGGGCCCUUGAGAACCGAAAAGUCUGGAGCAACAACAGAGGAAUUUUGAAUUCAUCGAACGAGGAUCUCUCCGAUUGUCGACUGCUUCUCAUCAACGGUAAAACCUACUUCUGUGCACUGACCACCACAAAAACAUCACCAGACCACUGUACCUACCUGAUAACAGAGGUUGACGCCAAAACAUACGUUGGAAUAAAACCAGACAUCACAAGGAUCGAGCUGAAGAGGCCCUCUGAGAAAUUAAUGGGCCACGUAAUUCUUCAGGAUAAAAAUAACGGAUACCUCGUGACACUUUGGUCCCACGGUCGUCUCUACAGUUAUCCCUUGACAGGUGGCUGUCCAGAGCCUGUCCCAGGAAUUCUUGUCAGCGUUGUCACAUCGAUAAGUGCAAAACAUCCUGUGGCAAUGGUGGCCAUCAAUGAAUCAACCAUAGCAAUUUAUGGAGCUGAUGCUAAUGAGGAAGGGGCUGUCCUAGUUAUUUACAAUAUUCAAUUCAAACUCGUUCAGGCCGUCCACAAAUUAAAAUUAUACACUAAAGGAGCUAAAUUGUGGCAGAUGGAUUACAAUCUGCUGCUAGCUGCUAAUCAGCAUCUUGCUGUUGUUCCUUAUCGUUUGGCAUCCCAGAGAAUUGAAACGAUGCUUGGAUCCUCUCUUAGAUUUCAGAAGCCAAUGAAUAACGAUUGUGAUGUCAUUGAGAUCAGGGAGUCGACGAUUGCUGACUGGGAGGAGUCGCUGGAAAAAUUACCAGAGAGAAUUUCUCUUACUGAACUCAGUAAAAACAUUGCUAAACAGAUUAUGACGUAUGUCAAUGAAGGUGCCAGUGAUGCCACCAUUCAGAGGAGAUUAAUACCUCAGCUUAUUGAGAGUAAAGAUGUCAAGACCAUCCUGUGGUGCUUGAAUCAUUUAAAAGAUCUUCCGGAGAAAUUGAUUAUCGAUUUAUUGGCCUUUGGGUUGAGAACACCAGAGACUAUUUUUUCCAAUUCUGUUUCACUGCAAAAUGUGUUGGUGGAGGGAUCAGGAAAAACCACAGUAAUUACCAGGCAUCAAUUUCUGGAUAGAAUUUUCACUCUCAGCUUCUCGGAUAUCUGCCUCCUGCCACAUUUGAAGUCCGUUCUGAUGUUCGAUGAGGUGAUUGAGCUCAUGGAUAUUUUUAUUAAGAAACUCAGCUGUGACGAGGGUGGAGCGGAAGAUCUCGUGGAUCCGCAUGAUAAACAGAUCUACGAGUGGUGCAGUUUGAUUAUGGAUUCUCAUUAUCAGCAUUAUUUACUAUCCAAAGAUCCACGAGUGUUCACCAUUUUUCGAAAGUUGAAUGAUAUUCUAGAUGAUCACUUUCAGGUAUUGAAGGAAAUAGAAGAGCUGAGACCAAUGGUUCAAAGAAUAACUGAUGGAAAACCCUUGAAGAUAUCUUCCAAGGGAAUCAAUAAAUUUUACUUCAUAGAAGUCAUCGAAUUGUAUUAAUUUCAUAUAAAUCAAUAAUACACAUGAAUAUGAUUUGAAUUUUA